Messenger RNA from Aspergillus candidus, 678 nucleotides. RefSeq names its product 40S ribosomal protein uS14. The transcript is spliced from 5 exons. Gene Ontology annotation, molecular function: structural constituent of ribosome; zinc ion binding. Bases 120 to 290 code for a protein of 56 amino acids. Gene Ontology annotation, cellular component: ribosome; cytosolic small ribosomal subunit. Gene Ontology annotation, biological process: translation. The record is from RefSeq and is a predicted model, not a curated record. Lineage: Eukaryota; Fungi; Ascomycota; Eurotiomycetes; Eurotiales; Aspergillaceae.
GAAAGCCUUCACUCUUUCGCUUCAUCCACACCCGCCCCCCCAGCGAACGACGACCGCCAAACACCGCCCCAACACACCCCUCCCCCCCAGGUUUUCCUCGCCUCACUUCGACCUUCAAGAUGACUCACGAGUCUGUGUGGUACAGCCGUCCUCGCAAGUACGGCAAGGGCUCCCGUGGCUGCCGUGUCUGCUCCAACCGCGGUGGUUUGAUCCGCAAGUACGGCAUGAACAUCUGCCGUCAGUGCUUCCGUGAGAAGGCCACCGACAUCGGCUUCAACAAGUACCGCUAAAUUACUCGCUCAUCUCUCUAUCCCUGUUCACGAAUUCAUUCCGUCAUGUGCUCGGCGCCCCGGUUUUCAAACCAACCCUAUGGGAGGAACCAGGAAGGAAACGAAAAAAUGAAAAACCGAGACGGGAAGGAAAGAAGAUAAGCGUUGCUGGGAGGGGGAACAAGAAAGGGAAAUUUCGUUUCAGAGGGAAAUUCGUUUACCGGUGUGGACAAUUUCUUCUAUUUUAAAUCUGGAAUGAAAACAAAAGGUGUCAAUGUCAACGUGAUGUCGGGCGCAAAUUUCCCUUACCCUUUUCUUUCGAACCUUUUCGGUGGUCUCUUGUUUUCUUCUUCGUCGGUUCAAGAUUAUUUGAAUUGAAUUGAAAUGAGGAAUUCCUUUUUAAUUGUUA